Messenger RNA from Mya arenaria, 4662 nucleotides. RefSeq names its product fibrillin-1-like. Bases 1 to 4662 code for a protein of 1553 amino acids. The transcript has 33 exons. Gene Ontology annotation, molecular function: calcium ion binding. NCBI's taxonomy places the organism in Eukaryota, Metazoa, Mollusca, Bivalvia, Myida, Myidae. The record is from RefSeq and is a predicted model, not a curated record.
AUGGCGUGUAAUGCCUUUGUGUUGUUCGGUACUUUUUCUGCAGUUGUCGUCGUCUUAAAUGUCGUACGAGUUUUCGCAUCAGAUACGAACGAAUCGCAAUGUAAGAAGUAUCUCGCUGACAAUUAUCUUAAGAAUCUUAUCAACACAAAGCAGAAGUUAGCAACGCCAUGCCCAUGCCAUGAACACCAAAUGGAGUUUGAGUACUCCUUUAAACAAGACGAUCACUGCUACACAGAAUGGUUCUUCACAGAUGGAGUUAAGCAAACGUGCUGCUACAGUCAGGAUGGCAGGCUUAUCACAACGUCUCCAGAUGGAGGAUAUUUGCAGUUUUCUGAAACGGUAUUGCAAAUUAAUGACCUCCGUCAACUAUGUUGUGGUAGUAGCGAGCAGCUCUGCAAAGCCUUCUACCGCUUGAAUGUACCAGAUACGUGUGAAAAAUGGUCACCUUUAACAGACGCACAAUCCGGGGGUGAUACCGAAAUAGAAAGUAUAGACAAUUUUCGGUACACAUUCAACGGACAUGGGGAGUAUAUCUUUCUGCGUACUAACGGUUCUGAUGGCUUUUUGGAAGUACAAAUACGAACGGAUUACAUUUUUCCCGGCAAUAAAGACGCAACGGAAAUUGUCGCCUUUGCGAUCCGAGUAAAGAACACCAAACAUUCUGAGACUGUUCAUAUCAUUAAGAAUACGACAAGUGGAAAGGUUUUGUACCUCAAUGACAGUAGUCCCUUUUCUGGCGUGCCAAAACAAACAGAUUGUUUCUCAGUGUUCCCAGCGGGUUUAAAUGCGUUUAGACUGACACCGAUAUUUGAGUUUCCUGAUCUCCCGUAUUUAACCGUCAACAUCAGGAACAAGAGAGGCAACCAUAAUAUUACAGGUGUACAAGGACUAGCGGAAAAUGCUAUAGAAGAAAAGUAUCUGUUUCGAAAUGGAAGUCACUGUACCAAAAAUUGUUCGGAAUACGAAAUGUUCCGUUUUGGUGAAUCUUGGUCGUUGGAGAAAUAUGAAAACGAGUCAGUCUUUGACUACGACUUGACAAAGGGUAAUUUCUCAAUGUACAAUCAUCAACACACUAGCCCGAGAUUUUGGAAAAAUUUACUUGGCAAUUUAACGGCUCUCUUCGAAAACUAUACAGAAGGCAAUAUAACGGAGUUUAACAGAACUUGUCGCAAUAGCUGGGACAACUCGGCUGACAACCAGUGCCUUCUUGCUAUUGCAAGAACACAUAAUAUCAGCGUUGGACGUAAAGUGCAUGAAGCAAACGAACAGGACCACGAGGAGUUUCUACGGAGACAUGAUAAGCCGCCACGAUUCAUGGGAUCAAUGCCCGAUUCAGUUACACUAAAUUAUGGACUAAACAAGUCGUUUUCAAUAGACCUCAAACAAUUCACAGACGACGAAAACAACAACAGCUUACAAUUUGCGGUCGAGCCGGACUUUGAAGAAUAUACUAUAGUGGAUGGCGUCUUUAAUUGGACAGUUGGAACUGGGCUUCGCAAUACAAGCAUUGCUAGAGUUCUGCUUUUUCUUGUGACUGACAAGUACAACCACACAGUUCUUCAUGCAUUGAAGGUUUCUUAUUGUGGUUGCGAACAUUAUAGCGAAUGCAGAUUUGAUUCCAGCGGUGAUGGCUUACAAACUGCACAUUGUAACUGUCCGCCACACCUUCAGGGAACGUUUUGUGAGACACCAAUUGAUUUCUGUAAUACAACUAAGUGUUAUGAACCGGAAAAAUGUAACCACACUUCAACAAAUCGUGACAACCCUUGUGCACCAUGCCCCAAAGGAAGACGUGGGGAAGUGAUUGGAGGUGUGCAACACUGCGACGAUAUAAAUGAAUGUGAAGGUUUUGACACAAGCACAUUCCAAGAAAGAUGUGUCCAUGGUUUAGAAUGUAUUAACCAAAUUGGCGACUGGAAUUGCACCUGCCCACAGGAUACACUCUGGAUGUCUUUUGGAAAUAGCUCCCGUCCAAUGUACCGUUGUCAAGGGAACUACUCAUACCUUGGCAGCAUCGGGAUUCGCUUGUUUGAAACGGAGUAUAGAGACAAUCAAGGCAUGCUAGCGUUAUUUAAGAACGUUCUAUCAGCGGCACUUGUGAACGACACGCUUGACACGAACAGAACCAAUGUAGACACGCCACUUAGGUUUCUCUUUGUUCCAAGCGGUACAUCAGUAUUAAAUUUCACUACUACAAACGGAGCGCUUGAUUAUUAUCGUGAAUACACAUACACGUUCAAAGUACGGCUUGGGGACCCUGUACAAACAACACGUUUGCAAACAGUGCUGAACAAGUAUAUUAAGGAGAAUAAUAGUCCACGUAAAGUUGAAUAUUUGAACGUAACUAUGUUUAAAGAAAAGAUGAAUGUUUUAUGCGAGCUUAACAACAACGGUGGUUGUGAGAUAAACUCAACUAAUUGCAAGCAAGAGAACGGAACGACUCACUGCGAAUGUAAACAAGGCUUUAACAGAAUUGGAACUGAGGAAACUAAAUGUUCUGAUAUAGACGAAUGUGCAAAACCUAAAGCCGUGUGUGGGCAUGGACAUUGUACAAAUGCUCCUGGAAACUACUCGUGUGAUUGUUUUUCUGGGUUCGCCUUUAACACAUCGAGUGAGCAAUGCGAAGAUAUAGAUGAAUGCGAAAAUGGUUCCCCAUGUGCCGACAAAAAUUGCACGAAUUAUGAUGGCGGUUACAACUGCUCAUGCUUUGAUGGUUACACAAUGACAGCUGAUAACCUGAAUUGUACAGACAUAAACGAAUGCGUGUCAUCAAAUUACCAGUGUGGCGACAACUCUUCUGGAAACUGUACAAACCUACAUGGAAGUUUCAAAUGUGAAUGCAUAGAGGGAUACUAUUCCGAGCAGAAAGACGAUCAUACUACCUUUUGCUAUGUAAUUGCGGAUGUUGACGAAUGUGCUAACGAAACAUAUUCCUUGACCAAUGCAAAAUGUAAAAAUAAAAACGGAAGCUUUGAAAUUACAUGCGUUGAUGGAUAUGGACCAAACGCAACAAGAACCGGUGAUCACUUUCAGUGUGCAGACAUUAAUGAAUGCAACAAUACGGAACUUUUGUGCGGUAAAACUGAAAUGGGGAACUGUACAAAUACCAAUGGCAGUUACAAAUGUGAAUGUGCACAAGGGUAUCAGAACAAUGUCUCGUUCAACAAAGUAACACCUUGUGAAGAUAUCGACGAAUGUAACACAACAGGGUAUGUGUGUGGAGACAAGGAUUCUGCAGUUUGUCAAAAUUAUCCGGGGAAGUACAACUGCAGCUGCAAAUCUGGAUUUGAUACUGAUAAGCAAGGAGAAAGCAUUACAUUAUGCCAUGAUAUAGAUGAAUGUAAAGGUUUAAACGCCACAUUCCAAGAACGAUGUGUCCACGGUUUGCAGUGCAUCAACACAAAUGGAAACUGGAAUUGCUCUUGUCCUACGAAUACUAUCUGGAUGUCUUUUGGAAAUAGCUCUUAUUCAAUGUAUAGGUGCCAAGGGAACUACUCAUAUCUUGGCAGCAUCAAGGUUCGCUUGUUUGAUACGGAAUAUAAACACAAUCAAAGUAUUCCCGAGUUCCUUAAGAACGUAUUAUCAGCUGCACUUGUGAACGAAACCUUUGACACAAACAAAACCGAUGUUGACACCCCAUUGAAGUUUCUCUUUGUUCCAAGUGGUACAUUAGUGUUGAGUACUAACUUUACAAAAGGGGCUCUUGAUUUAUAUCGUGAAUACACAUACACGUUCAAAGUACGGCUUGGGGACCCUGUACAAACAACACGUCUGCAAACUGUGCUGGACACGUAUAUUGAGGAGAAUAAUAGUCCACGUAAAAUUGAAUAUUUGACCGUAACUAUAUUUAAAGAAGAAGAGAACGUUCUAUGCAGGCUGACAAACAACGGAGGGUGUGAGAUUACAUCGACAAAUUGCAAACAAGCAAACGGAACGACGCACUGCGAAUGUAAACAUGGCUUCCACACGUAUGGAUCUGUGCAGGCGAUCUGCUUUGAAACUGAUGAAUGUUCCUCAAACCCUUGUCAAAACGGAACAUGUUCGAACACCGUCGGCAGUUACACGUGCAGUUGUGGAGAUGGAUAUAUCUUCACGGAGUCAAAUGGCAGACCGACAUGUGAAGAUUUCAAUGAAUGCGAGAGUUCCCAGCCUUGUGACCAAAUGUGCACAAAUUUAAAUGGCUCAUACAGCUGCUCAUGCUUUCAUGGCUAUACACAGACAACUGACAACCAGGGCUGUACAGAUAUAGACGAAUGUGCAAAACCUAAUGCGGCCGUGUGUAAAAAUGGAACUUGCACGAAUUACCCUGGAAACUAUUCCUGUGACUGUGAUUCAGGAUUCAUUUUCAACACAUCAAGCGAGCAAUGCGAAGAUAUCGAUGAAUGUUUUAACAAGAACUACUUCUGCAAAAAUGCAACUAACUGUACCAACAGCAUUGGAUCAUGGGAUUGCUUAUGUAAUAGCGAUGCUACCGCCGUAAGGAUCAACAACUCUCUUAUAGAAUGUCAUGACAUAAAUGAGUGCCAUGAUAACGACGACAUCUGUGGAAAUGGAACCUGUAUCGACGGCCCGGGCAACUAUUCAUGCAACUGUAAAUCUGGGUUUGAGAUAUAUGCAGACGGAAUGAUUGUUUCUUGCAAAGGUUGCCAGAUAACAUUAUAG